AUGAGCCCACCACGCCUGGCAGCUCGUACACUGCCUAGAUUCCAUCCACAAGGCUCGCUGCCCGCUCUGUCAAGCCCAUUCAGGACGAGUUCUCAAACGACUCAUCUUUCUUGGCCCCGCCCAACAAAGAUCAUUCUGCGUACGCUCACGCACGAGUGGCAUCAGAAACGAGGUCCCCUGCCGAAACGAGCCGAUGCAGAACAGGCAAUUUCCACAGAGGUGAAGCCGACUGGAGUGGUGGAGUACACACUAACGACCAUCGACAAGCUGGUGGGCUGGGCUCGAAGCGGAUCGAUGUGGCCACUCACCUUCGCCCUCGCCUGCUGCGGUAUCGAGAUGAUGCACGUGUCCAUGCCACGAUACGACCAGGACCGGCUGGGCAUCAUCUUUCGCGCGUCGCCUCGCCAGUCCGUUGUGAUGAUCGUUGCUGGGACAGUCUGCAACAAGAUGGCCCCAGCCAUUCGACAGCUCUACGACCAGAUGCCGGAUCCGAAGUGGGUGAUAAGCAUGGGCAGCUGUGCCAAUGGAGGAGGAUAUUAUCACUACAGCUAUAGUGUCGUCCGUGGUGUCGAUCGAAUCUUGCCGGUCGACAUCUAUGUUCCAGGAUGCCCUCCGACGGCUGAGGCGCUGCUGUACGGAGUGUUCCAACUACAGAAGAAGAUGCAGAGGACAAAGGUCACAAGGAUGUGGUAUCGCAGGUGA
Messenger RNA from Zasmidium cellare ATCC 36951, 702 nucleotides. RefSeq lists its product as uncharacterized. Gene Ontology annotation, molecular function: quinone binding; 4 iron, 4 sulfur cluster binding; NADH dehydrogenase (ubiquinone) activity. The transcript is spliced from 2 exons. The record is from RefSeq and is a predicted model, not a curated record. Gene Ontology annotation, biological process: aerobic respiration; mitochondrial respiratory chain complex I assembly; electron transport coupled proton transport. Lineage: Eukaryota; Fungi; Ascomycota; Dothideomycetes; Mycosphaerellales; Mycosphaerellaceae. Bases 1 to 702 code for a protein of 233 amino acids.